AUGGAUGUCCAGUUGAGUACAUCCGGGAUGGAUGUGACGGUAGGGAAAAAUAACGAGGCAGACAGGGAGGCGAUGUGUAGUAGAAAAGAAGACAAGAAUAGGAUAACGAUGGAAAACAUAACGAAGUUCAUAGUGGCAAAGUUUGUCUUGGUACUACUUGUAUCAACAACUACAGCUCGCUCAAUUUUUGACGUUACAAAAGAAGGUGCAAAGAUUGAAGCUGAUAUCAACCAGGCUUUAACUAGUUCAUGGAGCAAGGCAUGUGCGUCAACUAUCCCUAGCAAAGUGCUUAUUCCAAAAGGGAUAUACUUGUUAAGUCCAUUGACUUUAGAAGGUCCAUGCAAAGCUGCUAUCGAGGUUGAGGUUCAAGGCACCCUUAAAGCCAUAACCAAUAGCAAAAUGACCAAGGAUGGUAGUUGGGUCACUUUCCAACGUAUCGAACUCUUCACAUUGUCAGGUGGUGGAACUUUUGAUGGCCAAGGAGCCAAAGCUUGGGGUACCUGUGGCAAUAAUUUUUGCAAACAACUUCCCAUCAAUAUAAGGUUCGACUUCAUCAUCAAGGGUUUUGUCCAUAAUAUAAAUUCAAUGAACAGCAAACAAUUUCAUUUUAACGUCUUGGGUUGCAACGACUUAACUUUUCAACGCGUUGGCAUUAUUGCACCAGCUGAUAGCCACAACACUGACGGGAUCCACAUUGGAAGAUCUAAUGGAAUUAAAAUAAUAGAUUCAGACAUCAGAACAGGUGAUGAUUGUGUCUCCAUUGGUGAUGGUAGCAAAAAUAUAUCAAUUACCAAUGUUGAAUGCGGACCUGGUCAUGGUAUCAGUGUAGGAAGCUUAGGAAAGUUUGAGAAAGAAGAACCCGUGUUUGGAAUCAGUGUCAAGAAUUGCACUUUAACUAAUACUGACAAUGGUGUUAGAAUAAAAACUUGGCCAGCUUCUACUGUUAAUUCUGCAUCAAUGAUUCAUUUCGAGGACAUUAACAUGGUUAAUGUUAGCAAUCCUAUCCUCAUAGAUCAAGUAUAUUGUCCAUGGAAUCAAUGCAAUGCUAAGGUUCCAUCACGAGUUAAGCUUAGUAAUAUCAGCUUCAAGAGAAUUCGGGGUACUUCCGCAACUCCUGUUGCUAUGAAGCUUGUUUGUAGCAGUGGUACGCCAUGUCAAGGUGUGGAGGUUGCUGAUAUUCAACUUAAAUACAUUGGAAAAGGACCAGCAAUAUCUGAAUGUGAAAAUGUCAAACCCAUGAUUUCUGGUGCAGUGAACCCGCCUGCAUGCAGCAGCAAAGCUUAA
Molecule: messenger RNA, 1284 nt
Organism: Mangifera indica (mango)
Lineage: Eukaryota; Viridiplantae; Streptophyta; Magnoliopsida; Sapindales; Anacardiaceae
Product: exopolygalacturonase-like
Exons: 5
Coding region: 1-1284 (427 amino acids)
Biological process (GO): carbohydrate metabolic process
Molecular function (GO): polygalacturonase activity
Source: RefSeq, a predicted model, not a curated record